AUGAGUGAUUACAAUACUAUCAUCGAAUCUGGGGAGGUAGUUUGCAAAACCAUUCGACGGCACAAACGAUUUUUACACAAAAUAGAUGAUUGCCUUUUAGAUAUAACCACAAAAUCGAACCAAAUUAGUAAAAUUACAUUAAAUCAAACAACAAGCAAAUAUGCAUUUUGUAGUUCUCCUUUUAGUUGUAAUUCAUCUGGUUAUAUGACUUCAAUUCAAUUUACCUCUUAUAAUAAUUAUGUAUUCUCACAAAGUGAUUUCAGCUGCAUGGUUGGAUUAAAUAGUUUAAGUUUAUAUGACUUUUAUAUUUCUAAUGACUUUUUUACAUCUCAACAUCUCCCAAGCUCAGUGGAUACUCUUUAUGUUUAUCGUUGUAAAGGUGGUAGAAUAAAUAAGUCCCACAUUAAAAAUUAUCAAAAUGAUAAUACACCAGGAUAUACAUUACAAUUGAAAUAUAUAAAUGAUUUAACUACACCACUCAAAAUUAAAAAAGAUGUUUCAUGGAUAUUUGAAUCAACAAAUUUACCAUCAUUAAAAAAUAUUAAUAUAUCAAGAUUAGUUUCAUAUGCAAGUUCAAAUUUUGAUAUUUCAUCUUAUUCAAACUUUUCAACAUAUAAUAAAGUUGAUACAAUUUAUAUAGAAGAUUUAAAAAAAUAUUUACCAUUGAUAGAAUUUCCAUCAAGUUUAGUUCAAUUAAAAGAUAAUGUUAAUAGAGAUAUUACAUUUUUAAUGAAAUUUUCAACACCAUCAUCAUUAAUUAGUCUUGAAAAUUUAAAGAUUUUAGAAGAUUUUGAUAUUUCUAGGGUUGGAUCAUCAUUUCAAUUCAAUGGUGAAAUUCCAUUUGAUUUAAAUUCAAUAGCAUCAACAUUGAAAACAUUUUCAUUUCAAGAUUCAAAUCUAUAUUCAGGUUUACCAAAUUUAAUGUCUUUUAAAAAUGUUGAAGAGUUAUCAUUAAGAAAUAAUAGUAUACCUGGAGAAUUACCAACUUGUUUUACUUGUUAUUUUAUAAAUUUAUUAAUGAACCCAGAUUCAAGUUUUGAUGAAUUAGAUGCUAUGAGUUUUACUCAUGGUUUCUCUGGUAAUAAAUUUAAUAAUUUAGAUUUUUAUUCUGAUCAACCACCAUGUACAACAAUUGUACCAAAUUUAAGAAAUGAUUCAACAAAAGGUAUGACAUAUUUAUUUGUAAAGGAUUUAGGAUUCUCUGAUGAUUAUGUUAGUUCAUCUUCAAGUGGAUUAUAUUUUAGAAUGGAUAUUCCAUCAAUUUCUUAUUAUGCAAGUUCAACUUCACCACCACUUGGUUAUUAUAUAGAUUUAACAUUUAGAAUUUCUUCAAGAGUUUAUAGAGUUAGUUCAAACCCAUUACCACCACAAAUUAAAAAUAUUUCAAUUGUAAAUGAUUUAGUAAUAAUUGGUGGUGCAUAUUUCAGUUAUAAUGUAUCAACUAUAUCAAUUGAUAUUGGUGGAUAUAAUGAAAUUCAAACAAUUUCAUGCUAUCAAAAUUGUUCUGGAAAUGGUAAAUGUAAUACAUGGUCAUGUUCAUGUAAUCAAGGUUUUACAGGUUUAGAUUGUUCUUCAAAAAUUAUUUUAAAUCAUGAUGAUGAUAAUAAUAGUGGUAAUAAUAAUAAUAAUAAUAAUAAUAAUAAUAAUAAUAAUAUUGAAAUUGGAAAUAAUGCAAUUUCAACAAUUAAAAACUCUGAAACAAUAUUUGAAAUUAUGAUUACUAAAAUUAUUGAACAAAAUAUUAAUGGUGAUACAAUUAAAGAAUGGGACAUUAAAAGUACAAAUUGGUUAGCAGUGGAAAUGUAUGAAAAUAAUUCAAAUAUUUUUAAUCAAACAUUGAAUGAAACUGAAUGUAUAAUUGUUUAUGCUAUCGAACAAGUUAAUAGUACAAAAGAAUAUUCAUUUGCAGUUUUUAACUAUUCAAUUGAUUCAGGUUCAUUAAAAAUAUCAAUAUCUAUUAAUAAUUAUCCAUAUUUAUCAACUUUAAAUAAUUUACAAAUUCAAAUGAAAUCUCAAGUUGCAACUUCAGAUAUCGUUGAUAAAGAUAAUAGCAAUAAUAAUAAUUGUUUAAAUUUACCAUAUUGUAAUAAAUGUUUAAUUGAUCCUGAUUUUUCGGUUCUUUUAUCAUCAGAUUUUAAAUCCUCAUGUGAUGAUGAUGAUAAUGAAGCAAGUAGAAAAUCCUAUGUUAUACCAGUUGCUGUUGUUGCUAGCGUUUUAGGUGUUGCAUUAAUUAUUACUGUUGGAUAUUUAAUAAAAAAGAAAAAAUCAUCAAAAGAUUUUAGUAAUAAAUUAAAAGCUUUAAAUAAAUCAUAA
Dictyostelium discoideum AX4 is the source of this 2313-nucleotide messenger RNA. RefSeq lists its product as hypothetical. The record is from RefSeq and is a predicted model, not a curated record. Lineage: Eukaryota; Evosea; Eumycetozoa; Dictyosteliales; Dictyosteliaceae. Bases 1 to 2313 code for a protein of 770 amino acids. The transcript has 9 exons.